AUGGCGACCACGGAGCUCGAAAUGGAUGAAGACGUAUGAUGCUUUUGUUUCGUAUGAUUACUUCUUCCGUAUGUUUAUCAAAACUAACGGAAAGAUUUAUUUCUUUUUCUAGUUUGGUAGAAGUCAAAGCUACCGCGUCGCAACAACUCCUCUUAUGGGAGAUGGUUCGAAAGAGAAAGAUGGCGGAAAACCGGCAAAGAAGCCUUCUAAGUCAAAAGCCAAAAAGAAGGAGAAGAAGGAAGACUUGGAAGAUCUCAAAAAGGAGUUAGAAAUUGUAAGGAAACAUAUUCAAUGCAACGAUAUGGUUAUCUUAAGCUGUCAUGCUGAAAUCGUUCUUAUAUUUUGUAGGAUUGGCACACAAUUACUCUCGAAGAUUUGUGUAGCCGCUUGGAAACAAACACACAAACGGUUAGUUCAAAUCUUGUAUAUACUCUUUAUAUAUUUCAGUUAGGUUCAAUCUUUUAUACAGUACGCGGAAGGAAAAGCCGUUACUUUGUCCAAGUCGAUCUGAUUACACAGUGUUUGUAAAGCUAGCAAAUCUACUACUAUUUGCCGGUUACGGAGUGAGCUUAAUUAAAAUGUACAUACGCUUAAUAGCCUCGGAAUAUUGGCUUCUUUCAAACACCUUUAAUAUUUCCUACCUCAUAAGUUGUCGCGCUUGAUGAUUUUGUUGAAGAAGGGUUUUAUUCUACGCCCCUGUAGUACAAUAACUAACCACAGACGAUUUUUGUAGGAAACUCUCGUUUUGCUGACUCUGUUUCUAAUUUGUAAUGUUAUGCUUAAGUCCAGCUCUAAAAGUGGCGAGCUCUUUUGUCGAAAUGCAAAUAUCAAAUAUUUCUUUUGCAUAUUUCUAUAAAUUUUCGUAAAGGCAACUUGACUUUAUUCCAUUGUUGUUAAACCGUAUGUCGUUGCUCAGGCCUUCCUAAAAUGGGCCCAGACGGAAAUCGACUACAACUGUUUAUUCCUGACCUUCCCUCCUACUUGCACGAGCUGGCUCGAUAAAAGAUAUGUUAACUUUGUUUUACAGCGACAUGUUUGUUAUUAAAACCAUACAUUAUUUCUGCCAUAUGAUCUGAUUUUAUAAUGCCAUGCAAACCAGCUGGGAUCUUGGAAGUCUAGUUACUGUCGAUUUCGGGCAUAAAAGCCUUGAUGCUUUUUAUAUUAUAGGCCAGUUAAUUUUCAGGGUAUAUAAUUUGCAAAGAAAUUGCUAGAAUUACUAAGACUCUUUUGGCAGUUCUAAAUGCAAAUUAUAUCUUUUAAACUUACAGUUUUUGUCUGUUGUAUUAUUUUACAGUGUAGGCUUUUGUUGCAUAAACAGGCAUUUUUGCAAAAAUCUUAGAAAUGAAUAUUGAUUUUAUAAUGUCAUCAUGACAAAUCAGCUGGAACAGACAUAAUGGAAUGGUCACUCAAUCGUAACCAAAACAUUUCAUAACUGAAAUCAAAAUUUACCAUCUUUGCUUUAGAAACAUUUCUAUAAUUCUUUAUUUGGAUAUUAUCAAAGUUUUAAGACUUGCCCCUUAGCUUUUUCACUGACAUAUUGUCAACUGCUGCACAUAUACAUGUAGCUAGGUAUUGCUUCUCUUUUUUCAAUUUUUGGGCUGCCUGUGGCAAGCCCAAUCAUAAAUUCAACUCUAUCAGUCAUUAUUAAACCUUACUCAGAAGUACUGAAAAAGUAUGUUAAACAUUGUAGAGCUGCAAUUUUAGAGUGGUUCAAUGGUCAUGUGAUCAGCCACAUUUCGUGUAAUGUAACUUUGCUGCUAAGUUUUCUUUGCUUACAUUGUCCAAGUUUGGGAUGGAGAAAUUAUUUACCUGUAAAAUACAAAUAGUAUCAAAAUAUAUUGGUUUUAUGGCAUUGAUGUUUGCAUUUUGGCUACACCAAGAUUACUUUUCUGAUAAUUUUGUUGCUCAGAUCCCCAGCCUAAUUAAAUCACUGUACAGUGUCCUAUGUGCUGAAACCAUUUUGGUCACCAUGGAAAGAAGAAAAAAAAUUUAGAGGAAAAUUUGGAAAGUCAUAAAUCUGAGUUUUUUUUCCGUGCAGGGUCUAACAAAGGAAAAAGCUGCUGAAGUUUUAGAACGUGAUGGCCCCAAUGCCUUGUCUCCCCCUCCUACUACUCCUGAAUGGGUGAAGUUUGCUAAGCAGUUGUUUGGUGGUUUUGCUCUUCUUCUGUGGUUUGGAUCUAUUCUUUGCUUUAUUGCAUAUGGCAUCCUGGUAGCAACAGAGGAGGAACCAUCAAAAGAUAAUGUAAGUUGUUAUGCAUGAAUUAUAAUCACUCCUGUAGUGGCAGUCACCUCUUGUAACCCUGUUAUCAGAUUCAUUUGACAAUUUUUCUGUUGUUGUUUUAGUUGUACCUUGGAAUUGUGCUUGCAUUGGUGGUUAUCGUGACUGGAAUCUUCUCAUAUUAUCAGGUAUAGAGAUUUUAUUGGCUCAGUAUCCACAUGUUCCUGAAGUUACUUACACUUUGUUGAAGAGUCAUUGAUUGUUUGCAGUUAUCAUGGUUGAUUUGAACCUGCUGCUGGUGCAUCGUGGCAUAGUCUAUAUUAUUUUUUUCUUUAUCACUGAAUAUCAUGAUUUAGCCCAUUUGAUCAAAACUGGAAAAGACACCUCCCUUCUCUGUAGCAAAUUAAUUAAGACAAAGACUUCAUAUAUUUUUUUUAAGGUGAAGGGCUGUCUUAGCUGUAUCAGCCAUGCCAGUUCAACAGCCAAGACAGUCCUUCCUCUUAACAGUAUUUUGUUUUUUUACUCAGACCCUAUAGUAUAACAAAUAUUUGAUUGUCUCUCUUGUCAAAAGCUAAUGAAGCUAGUAAAAAGGCAUUGACUUCUAAAUAUUUAUCUUCUGAGCUGCCUGUACUUUUUCACUGACUUAAAAUCAUCUUUCUUCAUUCUUUCUUCCCUGAUAAUCAUCUUAGGAAGCUAAGAGUUCUCGAAUCAUGGAAAGCUUUAAAAAUUUGGUUCCACAAGAAGCACAUGUGAUGCGAGGUGGUGAAAGGUACACAAUCAAUGCAGAACAGGUUGUAGUUGGUGACAUCAUCUUUGUUAAAGGAGGAGAUCGCAUUCCUGCUGAUAUCAGGGUUAUUGAGGCCAGAGGCUUUAAGGUAAAAUCUGGCAGUAGAUCAUCAAUUUAGAAUCCAUCAUGAAAAGUCAAGGAAAAAUAGUCAUUUAUACAUAACUAUUUCCUAACCCAUAAGUGAAAAACACUACUAUUGUUGUAUUUUAGUGUUUUUAAAUGAUUUUUUAAAGAUUGUUGUAUUUUUAACUUUAAUGUAUUUUUAGUUACUGCAAUUGAGGCUACUUUUAUAUAUUUAAGAAUUUGUUCGUCCUUAGAAUGCGUAUUUUGAGUUAUGGAUGCUUGUGGGAAGUUUGGAGAGCACGAAAGAUGCGUAAGAUUUUGCUGAGUGCAACUCUAGCUUCUUGAGUGCUCUCCAAACUUCCCAAGUGCAUCCAUAACUUGAUAUAUGCACAGCUAAAAGCAUGAGCAAAUUAUUUUUGGUAGUGGAAAGACAUUCUUCUCUAUCAUCAUUUUAUUUUCAAAUAAGACAAUAAGAGUUAGUCUUGCAUUUGUUUCUCUGUGUAGGUUGACAAUUCCUCACUGACUGGUGAAUCUGAACCCCAGAGCAGAGGCCCAGACUGCACCCAUGAAAACCCUUUGGAAACCAGAAAUCUAGCUUUUUUCUCUACAAAUGGAUUAGAAGGAAACUGUGUGGGUGUUGCUGUACAAACUGGUGACAACACUGUAAUGGGUCGUAUAGCUAACCUGGCAAGCGGUCUAGGCAGUGACAAAACUCCUAUUGCUAUUGAGGUUGAGCAUUUCAUCCAUAUUAUUACUGCUGUUGCAGUCUUCCUUGGUGUUUCCUUCUUCAUUAUUGCUCAGAUUCAGAAAUACAAGUUGAUUGAGUCUGUUGUCUUUUUAAUUGGAAUCAUUGUGGCUAAUGUACCUGAGGGACUUCUUGCAACUGUUACGGUAAGUUGAAACAUUACAUACUCUUUACAGUUACGUAUUCUUAUGCAAGUUACAGGUAAAAAGACUUCUGAACUGUCCUUAAAAUAGUUUCCUCUAUGCAAAAUGUUAUUGCUGUGUUGUACCAGUAUAUAAAGAGAAAAAAACGAUCUUAUUUUUUGGAAGUGUAACUAAGAUCAUAUGAACUUUAUAAAAUGACCAUUAAUUGUUUAAACCUUCAGUGGCCUGUAUUUGAACUGACUAUGCAUGAAAGGAUUAAAUGGCUGUACAUGUAAUCAAUGUUGCUUUUUUCCCAUGUGAAAUGAAGGUAUGUUUGACACUCACUGCAAAAAGGAUGGCAUCCAAAAAUUGCUUGGUGAAGAAUCUUGAGGCUGUUGAAACACUUGGAAGUACAUCAACAAUCUGCUCAGAUAAGACUGGAACUUUGACACAAAACAGAAUGACAGUCGGUAUGUGAAGUUUUCAAUUUGGAGAGAGUGACUAGUGAAGGUGCAAUGCCUUUUUUUAUUCUUAAGGCUGUGAUUGCACUUAUUAUUCACAUGAUUUUUAAUAGAUAUUGAUCAGAAUAUAGACUUGCAGACAUGAUGUUUCUGUUGAACUACAUUGCAAUGUAGAGUUUUCUUAGUUUGUAAAUACUCUAGGGCUACAUUUAUGUCAGUUUAUGACUGUGUAAAGUUCAGGCAUUUUGCACACAUCCUACAAUAGACCUUUUUACCAAUACGGCGGCCAUAUUGAAUUAAUUAGAUUUAAGGAGUAUUAUGGGAUGCCCAGGGAGCACGAGCACAAAUAUCUGACAUAUUCGCUCCGUAUUUACGUGCGCUUUUUGGGCCAAUUUUUCUUUUUAAGUUUUCCCAGAGAAAGAUGGGAAAAAAAGAUUGUUGUGCCGUGUUUGAAUGUAAUAAUAAAUUAUGAUCGCCUUUUUCCCGAGAAAUAUACAGUGAACUUCUCUUUUUGCCCAAAACCGCGCAUAAAUACUGAGCGAGUGCCCCUUGGGGAUACAAUAAUACUGCUUAAAUCUAAUCUAUGGCCGCCGUAUUGGUAAAAAGGUCUGUUGACAAGUUUGUUGUUUAAUAAUGGAAAGCUAGAUGUACAAGAUCAGAGCUGUUACAAGUAUGUGAAAAGAUCAUGCACCAUUACUAAAGUGAACAUGAAUUUUGCAGCUCAUAUGUGGUUUGACAACACAACAAUUGAAGCUGAUACCACUGAGGAUCAGUCAGGAGUUUCCUUUAAUAAGGUAGGGAUAACUGUACUCUGCUCUCUUUAUACAUCUCUUAUUGUCAAAACAUGCACUUGACAAGGCCAAAAGAACCACCUUGAUUAGGGGUGGUAGCUUGAAUAUAAAAGACAAACUCAUUUGAUGGGCCUGGUGGCCACAAUGUCGCCCAUCAGGACUAACUAAGGGUCAUAAAGUUUCUAUUGUUCUCUUGUAGACAUCUGCUACAUGGAAAGCACUGGCUCGUAUUGCAGGACUGUGUAAUAGAGCAGUGUUUAAGGCUGAUCAAGAUCACAUUCCUAUUUUAAAAAGGUAAGGCCUGAAGUUAAAAAUGAUUAAUUAGCAAGUAGAAAGUUUGAUUUACACAUAAACAUGUGUAUUUCUUAGGCUCUUGUUAACUGAAAACUGUUUGUUUUUGAAAGAAUAUAUUAUGUUCAUAAGGAGUUUAAAGUGACAUUAGUGAGAAAAAACCUUAUGACCAUUUAACAGGUUUGGAUUAAUAGGGGUAGGGACAGGAUAAACAGUUUUUUGAGGCUGACUUAAUUCGUUUUUUUGCAGAGAUUGUUCUGGAGAUGCUUCUGAGUCAGCCUUAAUGAAGUAUGUGGAGCUGUCAGAGGGAAGUGUGAAAGAUAUGAGGGACAAAAACAAAAAGAUUGCAGAGAUCCCUUUCAAUUCCACAAAUAAGUACCAAGUAUCAGUUCAUGAAAAUGCUGAUCCUGAUGAUAAUCGCUAUAUUCUUGUGAUGAAGGGCGCCCCAGAGAGAAUAUUGGACCGAUGCUCAACAAUCCUGAUGAAUGGUGAAGAACUGGAACUUGAUGAAAAGAUGAAGGAAGCUUUCAAUACUGCUUACCUUGAACUGGGAGGCAUGGGAGAGCGUGUGCUUGGUUUCUGUCAUUUUUUCCUGCCUGAGGAUCAGUUCCCACAGGGUUUUGAGUUUGUUACUGAUGAGGUACAUGUAUUGUUUGUAGUUGUAUGAUAUGCUGCAUUUUGUCAGCUUAAACCAGCAUUCAAACUAUUGUGAUACAAAUUUCCCGUGGUUUUCCAUCCCUAAUUAUUCUAGAAGACAAAGGAAAUUCUUGUUUUACUUGAGAAUGGAUUUUACCUACAACAUAUACAUAGAACUAGUAUACAUGAAUGGAACCAUAGGAAAACUUAAGACAAUGUAUUUUUAGACAUAGUCAUGUUGUAAGUGACAUUUUUCAAGUGCAGGUUAACCAAGGUCCUCCUUAGUGAUUUUUUACAUUAUGUAUAUAUCCUGUUAUACAGUCAAGUGUUCAUGACUCAAACAUUUUUUUCAUAGCCUCCUAAUUUCCCCCUCGAAAACUUGUGCUUUGUUGGUCUAAUGUCCAUGAUUGACCCUCCUCGUGCCGCUGUUCCUGAUGCUGUCAGCAAAUGCCGCAGUGCAGGAAUCAAAGUUAUCAUGGUCACUGGUGAUCACCCAAUCACAGCUAAGGCCAUUGCAAAAGGAGUUGGAAUCAUUUCUGAGGGUAAAAUGAUAGUAGUAAUUGUGUUCACAUGUUCAUUAAAGAGCUGGAGAUCACAGAAAAGAUUUGAGAUUCAUAUAAUCAUAAAAAAACAAGACAUACUAUUUUAAAGCUGUGCAAUCAGUUUGCUCUUAGAACUUUGCAACCCAUCCAGGGGACUAGAGAAUCUUAAUUAAAACUGAGAGUCUGCCAUCAUACCUAAUCGAUAACUAGUAACAACAUACUUACAAGUAUGUUCUUGGAAGUAUGAUUCUUCCUUACCUUUUUAUUGCUGCAUUUGUAAGCAUGAGGGGAUAAUUGAAUGAACAUUUCCCAUAAUCAAUUAUCCAGUCACUUAAAGAUUUUGAUCAAUUCAAACAGAACACUGCUAUUUAAACUCAUUUUUGAGUUAAUGGAACAUUCUUACCACAGUUUUCUAUGUGUUACUGCUAGCAUUUCUUGGGAUGGUGGCAGCUAAUGCUAGGAGUUCACUCUUGUCCUCUCAAGUCUGUUGAUGAUGAUUUAUCAUGGAUUUUCUCAGCUGAAGUAAAGUGAUGAGAACACCAUGCUGCCUUCCUUCUGACAACAGACAGACACUGCUAAUUUAUUGAAUGUUUUUUUUUGUAAUAAAAUAAAGAAAAUGGUAAUUUUUACUAAACAGUUUCUAAUUUGAAGUACAUGGUUAACAUGCAUUAUGGAACUCUUUUAGGAACAGAGACAGUGGAGGACAUUGCUGCCCGCCUUAACAUCCCAGUAAACGAAGUUGAUCCAAGACAAGCUAAAGCCAUUGUUGUUCAUGGUUCACAAUUGAAGGUUAGUUUUAGCAUCCAUUGUAACACACUCUACUUACAAUACAGAGAAACAAAGUUUCAAAUUAUACCUGUACAUAUGUAAAAUGCUAUACUUUUAGUAACAGACUGCACAUAUGUAAUUUUUAUUAAGAAAAAAUAUGUUUCUUGAUGACUUGUAUUUGUGUAACAACCCUACUUCUAAUAUCUACCAAUCAAAUAAGGAAAUAUUUAUGGUUGUUUUCUAAAGGCUAUUUUGUUGUUUGCCUUUUAAAGGUUAUUUUUAGUGUGAUGAGUAUUCUAUUGUAACUUGACUAGGCUGGAAGCCAUAUUUUGCAUUUUAACUUUAAACAACUACAUUUUAGCUCAGGGUUCGUGGGUCCUGGACAAUCUGGAAAGUCAUGGAAAUUUAAAUUUCAAAAUCCAGGCCUGGAAAACCUGGAAAAUAUGUGUUGGUCCUUGAAAUUCAUGGGAUAUUAGACUUUUAUGUGGACAGUGAAUGAUUUUCUUUGAAUUUUCUUUGCUCACAUUUUCAAGUUUUUUGCUAGCCUGCAGUGCAGGCGUAUUUUGGGUAGCCGCCAUCUUUGAUUUUAUGACAGAGGAAGAUUGGGGAGAGUAGAAAUAGUAACCCUUAGGGUAGGUGCGAGGGCAAAAGAAGGAGAGAAGAAAAUGCCUGCACCUGCAGGCUAGAUGAUAUCAUAAAUGAGCUCAAUGGGGCCACAGUAUUUUUGCAUCUCGAUAUGAACCAUGGGUACCACCAACUGGAAUUGAAGGAAAAUAGCCGCGACAUAACUUUUUGUGACACAUAUAGGUCUCUACAGGUACAAGAGACUCAAUUUUGGUACGAGAUCCGCUGGGGAGAUAUUCCAGGAAACCGUCAGCAUAGAAAUCACUCAAGACAUAGUUGGAUGCAUUAAUAUCAGUGACGAUAUCCGUGUAUUCGGCAGGAACCAAAAGGAACAUGAUUAGAAUUUAGAGAAGUUGUUUAAGAGAGCUAGAGGGAAAGAAAUCACCUUCAACAAAGAUAAAUGCGAAUUCAAUAAGGAUAAGUCUCUGUAUUAUGGAAUGGUGUUUUCGAAAGAAGGGGCCUCCCCUGAUGCCAUGAAGGUAGAGGCCAUUAAACAGGCUGAGCCCCCACGCAAUGCGAAAGAACUGAAUUCGUUUCUAUGCACGGUCCAGUACAAUGCAAGGUUCAUGGAGAGUUACACCCCACAAACCGACGUUCUGAGGGCACUGGUUAAAGCCAACGUUUUUAAGUGGGAAGAGAAAUACCAGGAAGCAUUCGAAGCCUUGAAAAAUGCUCUAAUUGCUGAUACAGUCUUCGCGUAUUUUGAUCCUGCCGCUGAUCAUGAAGUACAUGUUGAUGGCUGUCCCCUGGGGAUCUCGGCGACGUUAGUCCAGUGCAGUCCGAAUGAAGAUCAUUGGAGAGUGAUACAGUAUGCAAGUAGAGUGCUGUCAGACGCCGAGCAGAGAUAUUCCCAGAUCAAGCUGGAGACACUGGCCACUGAUUUUGCAUGUAGGAAGUUUUGCGUCUUCCCAUAUGUCAAGCCAUUCAUAGUUGUCACUGAUCACAAGCCCCUGGAGGUUAUUUUUAAUAACCUAAGGCAUGUAACGCCUAUACGGUUGCAGAGAAUGACUGUGCGAAUGCUCCAUUAUGAGUUUAAGGUCAAAUCCAGGGAAGACCAAUAUCUCAAACUAUACAUUGAGGCACCCCCUCCCUCUAAAGCAGAGCGGCAAAAGGGAACUGGGCAUGACUAAAGAUGUCAGGCAUUACGCGAAUUUCAUAAUUGAAAAUGAUAUUCCAGAGGCGAUAAGCAAGGAAGAAAUAAUCGUGUCAACGGGAAAUGACAGGGAAUUGCAGAAAUUGAUUGAGUGUGUCGAAGAGAAGAGUAUAGAUCGUAAAGACACAGACAUGAGAAAGUACUGUAACGUUUUCAACCAACUGGCCGUAGUUGAUGGGCUCUUUUUAGUGGGUGGUGAAUGCAUUGUGGUGCCUCAGACACUCAGGGAAGCCAUGGUUAAGAUUGCCCACAAAGGCCACCAAGGUAUUGUUCGUACAAAGCAGUUACUCCGUGCCCAUGUGUGGUUUCCUGGUAUGGAAACAAUGGUCGAAAAGCAUGUAGGGAAAUGCCUCGCUUGCCCAUCUACCACGCCCUGUCACACCAGAGAGCCGCUACAGAUGACAGACUUGCCAAGGGGUCCGUGGAAAAAAGUCAGUGUAGAUUUUGCAGGGCCAUUACGAAACAAAGACAUGGCUUUGGUCUUUUGGGACCAGUAUGCCAGGUAUCCAGUCGUUGAGUUCACAUCAAGUGAAUGGACUAGUAGGAGGAUUAAUUAACGGAACUAAAGGCGAAUAAUGUAACCGUUUAUUGAGCCCCAUUCGUGACUUUACAGUGCUGUUGUUUCUUACUGUUUUAAAUCAAGUCAAAGCAUACUCAAAAGUAUUGUUUCCAGCUCAUUGUGAUUAAGCUGAAUGAAUAAUGCUUGGGAAGUGUACUUUCAGCAAAAACUGGACUUCUCACGUACGUGGCGUGCAAAGACUGGAUAUUACGAGAUUCAUACUCUCAGUGCAAAGCACGUUGUUGCCUUUGCCAAAAAUCAUUCGACUGCAUACUCAAACAUGGGGGAAUCGGCCCUCAAAAGUCAUUUGAGAGGGAAUAAGAUGCAGUAACCAAUUUAGAUUUAGAUUUAGAUAAUUAGCAGCAUUAAUAGAUUGAGCAGUCGUCUUCAAACACAGCAUCUUUAUCUAGCUCUGACAACCCAAAUCCUUUGAUGUCUCGUGGCUUAGAUUCCAGCCCUUUAGUACAUGGUGCAAGUGCUGAAACAGCAAGCUCAUGUGCUUCUCUUGAAGAAACGUUGGUAACAUCUUAUAUAGCCAGAGGAAGAGGAAACACUUUGCUCUUGCAGAAACAUUGCAGAAAGGCUACAUAGUUUGUUGGUUUGUUUCAGUUUUCCUGGCUAUUCCUGGUCGUGGAUUAUGGUCCUGGAAAGUCCUGGAAUUUUGAUUGAACAGUAGUGUACAAACCCUCUUAGAUAUACAAUGAAGACUUUUUUUUCUUUGUCUGUAGGAAAUGGAUCAAAGUGACAUUGAUGAUAUUCUGCAGCAUCAUACAGAGAUUGUUUUUGCCAGAACCUCUCCACAACAAAAACUGAUCAUCGUAGAGGGCUGUCAACGGCAGGGUUCAAUUGUUGCUGUUACAGGAGAUGGAGUUAAUGACUCACCAGCUUUGAAAAGAGCAGACAUUGGUGUGUAAAUCAAUACUGGCCUUAAUACUGAUAGAUAAUUGUACCAGUAUGUCAUCCAGACUAAACAUUGGGAGGAACAUUUUAACUUAGUAAACAAUCUAAGGGGAUAUAAGAAUAAUUUAUAUUUAUCAGCUAUUUAAUUAUGUGCUUUGAUUACAGGUGUUGCUAUGGGUAUUGCUGGUUCAGAUGUGUCUAAACAGGCUGCAGACAUGAUUCUACUGGAUGAUAACUUUGCUUCUAUUGUUACUGGAGUUGAAGAAGGUACAAAUUUUAUUUCAAGACUGGGUUAUAUAACUUUGGUAAGACAUGGUAUGUUCUCACCAAGAUGUUUCUUUUGUGAUCAGGAUAGUAAUCCCUGAUUGUAGUAUCCUAGUUUGUCCAGUACAUCACACUGUUACAAAUGUGUUAGGUUAUUAGUCUGUUUAUGAUGAUUUAUCAUGGAUUUUCUCAGCUGAAGUAAAGUGAUGAGAAAACCAUGCUGCCUUCCUUCUGAAGACAGACAUCUACUGUCAGCUUGAGGAAUUAUUGCUUUUUUCACCUACUCUUUCAAGCUAAAACGAGAGAAGCAGUACUGAAGUCAAAUUUUUCUCACUUGUUCUCUUACUACUAGAUGUAAAACAAACUAUAUAAUGAGAAGUAUCCUUAUAAUCCUGUUGUAAAGUUGUUAUGAAUAAUGGUGAAAUUUGAGUAGAAUUCAAAAGAACAUGCUGUUUGAGUUGACAAGAUUAUUUCUUUUCUCUUCAGGUCGUCUGAUCUUUGAUAACUUGAAAAAGUCUAUUGCAUACACACUGACCAGUAAUAUCCCAGAAAUCAGCCCAUUCCUCAUGUUUAUCAUCUUGUCAAUUCCUCUUCCUCUUGGUACUGUCACCAUUCUCUGUAUUGACUUGGGUACUGACAUGGUAUGUACAAUAUUGACUUACAUUAUUUUUUAAUAUACAUGUAGAACCUGCAUUGUUGUGGUGAUCCGGUGUUAUUUGUCCUGAGACCGGAAACUAUUUCUAUGGAUUGAGGGACCUGUGGGCACGUACCUGCCAUGGAAAGUUAGCGAGAUAAGCCAUGACAAUAAACCUUAAACAAAUUCUCACCACAGCCACCAAAAACCUGGCCAUGUUCUAUUCUUUUUUCAAGCAUUUUUUCAAACAUUGGGCUAGAUGUUGGACAGUAAACUUAUGCUUUUGAAGUAAAUGGCCAGUUUAAGCCAGAUUCACCUUACCUGGGCCUAGCCUUAGAUCAUGUCCCCUCACCCAUCGUCAUUCACUCACAUCUUCUAGCUAAUUUAUAAAAAGUACACCAGCUGGCCUGUCUUGGUGUAACCAGUUGACUACAACUGUUCUUUUCCUUCAAGGUUCCUGCAAUUUCACUUGCCUAUGAAAAAGCUGAAUCUGACAUCAUGAAGCGACAGCCACGUGAUCCUGUCAAUGACAAACUUGUAAAUGAAAGGUGAGCUCCUUGAUAAUUAUGUUUAUGCAAAAUUUACCAAUUCUAAAUCAGUUACCAAAUCUUGUAUCACUGUAGACAGGCACAUGGGUUGGUGUGUUACAAACAGCUGUAAUAUGCCAUGACACAGAUUGAAGUUAAGUUUAUUUAUUGAUAUUUACAUGAGGCCCUGCCAGGGUAAAUUUUGACAAGCGACAUGGCCCCGAAAGUAGCGACAGCGCGUAAAUGAAAUCGCGACAAGAGACGACCUCCCUCGGCCAAAUUGCGACAGUGACGGCAAAGCCGACAAUAAGCGACAAACAUUUAUAAACACCGAUACGAGACGUUUUAAAAUUCAGACGGGCGACAUGGGGAACCCCCCCCCCUUCCCUGGCAGGGCCUCUUACAUUUGCCGUUAAACUUCAAUUAUUGAACCUUGCUAAACUAAGCCACCAGCUCCUCACUUGUGCUGGUUAGUGCACAAGACUCUUUUGAGGCCUCUGACAAGCACACAGUUAAACAUCAGCCAUUGGCCUCAUAGCCUUCAGUCAUAAGAUGUUUUGUGUUGAUGCUCAGGAACAUCAGUCAAUCAUAUGUAGUACUUUUGACUCCUCUUAGAUGCCUGAAUGCUGCUCUACUUGACUAAAGUAACGUUUAUUAAAUUCCGAUGCAAUCUACAAAACAUCAAUUUUACUAUGAGCUUGUUAUUCACUCUGUUACAUGUACAUUUGUACUAACUUCCUUUUAUGGCCUAUCUUACCAUACUGCCUUCUUUUUUAGACAGAUUAAUAUGAUUUGAUAAUGAGUGUUUCAUUAAUUCCCAGGCUGAUUGCUAUGGCUUAUGGUCAGAUCGGAAUGAUUCAGGUAAAACUGUUGUCUUAUCACUGUUUAACAGGCUAAGUUUAGGGAAACACUAUCUUAUAAGUGGAUAAAUUGUGUAAAUUUAUUUUAUCUUACAGGCCACGGCGGGUUUCUUUACUUACUUUGUUAUCAUGGCAGAAAAUGGCUUCCUACCUUCAAGACUCUUUGGCUUGAGAAAACCGUGGGAUGACAGAUCACAGAACAGUUUAACCGAUUCCUAUGGACAGGAAUGGGUAAGUACCGACGCAAAUGAACUCUUGUGCUGUCCUUUUACCUUUUCAACAAUCCAUUUUGUCAUGGCAAAGAUCUAAAUCUUACGUUUAACCUACAUUGAACAAUAUAUUUUGUUCUUACCGAACUUGAGCUUUAUUAUACAUGCAACAAGUCUUAAAUAACACCCCAAUGAAUGGUGACGAUCCCCGGCCUAUCCAGCUGUGUUUGAAGCCACCUUAAUUUUCCAACUUUUUGGGUUUUCACAAGCACCAUCAUGUUUUUUUUCUGGAUAAAUUCGGUUUGCUGUAUACUCUUAAAAAUGAUGUGUACAGUUGAUAACUCGAACCCUCCAGGGAAAUAAAAAACGUUCGAGUUAUCGGGAGUUCAAAGCUGAAAUAACUGGAAAUAAGGAAAUAAGCAAAUGGAUGGGGAAGGGCAGCAAGAGAUAUAGAUUGAUCUUUUGAAAAAGGAAUUAUGCAGCAAAGCCUGAUUAAUGUACAGCUGGGAUGGACACCGAAUUUAAACUGGAGUGACCAAAAAUUAUUAAAGACAACGAAUUGACUCUGUUGUUGUGAAAUAAAUUCAAUGUUUCAGACUUCAGUACACUGUUUUUUUUCUCGACUUGUCAGACACUUAAAGCAGGGUUGAAGUUAUCAAGGGUAAAUUGCAUAGAAAUGAUCUGAGGGGAAACAAAAAUUACCUUGAGUUAGCGGGAGGUUCGAGUUAUCGAGGGCUGUAGUUACUGAGGGUAAAAUUACGGUGAAUGUAUGAGGGAAAUCCAGGGACAAUCGUCUUUGGAUCGAGUUAGCGAGGGUUCCAAUUAUUGGGAGUCAACUGUAUUUUUUUCUUGCAGACUUAUGAUCAGCGUAAAAUAUUGGAGUUCACUUGUCAUACUGCCUUCUUUGUGAGCAUUGUUGUCGUACAGUGGGCUGAUUUAAUCAUCUGUAAGACUAGGCGCAACUCCCUCUUCACUCAGGGAAUGACGUACGUAUUAACUCAGGCCCGUUAACAGUUUUUUUCGAGAACAAUUUGUCGCUCAUGGACGCCUUAAUAAACAAUAACGGUAUACAAAGAAAACAGUAACUGUUAAUUGAUAUACUAUCAAAAAACUCUUGGUAAUUGUAAAAACACUUGCGUACGACACCAGAGCCACUGAAUUGGAUGUAAGCAACAGCUCAAAAAAACUAGAUUUUUUUCAAUAUUGUGAAGAACAGGCUUUUUUCAGGCCAGCUGCGUGUGAUUUAUUGAUAAUUCCUUGUCCUUUUGUUGCAGUAACUGGUUCUUAAAUUUUGGCCUGGUGUUUGAAACCUGCUUGGCAGCGUUCCUGAGUUACACCCCUGGCAUGUCAAAUGGGCUUCGCAUGUAUCCUCUACAGUAAGUAUUGUGAUCACAAAGAAAUGAAACAAAGUUGUAGCAAUUUUUUUUCUUUACCUUACAAUGUUCCCAGGAGGUGACGCCUAAUUGCUGGGAAAAGCAAGAAAAAAACUGAAACGUCUUUGGAGAGGAUAGUACUUUUUUUUUUUUCAGUUGGACGUGGUGGUUCCCAGCCAUGCCUUUCAGUUUGGCAAUCUGGGUCUAUGAUGAGAUACGUCGUUAUAUUCUGCGUAGAUAUCCAGGAUGUAAGUCUUCUAUUUAUCCUUUUUAAAGCUAAAUGUUACUAACUUUAGGAUAGUUAACCAAGUAAAAGUGUUUGUAUACAGAUUGAGCUCACAAUGAUUUUAUUCGUGAAGUGUGAAGUCUUUGGGAACAUGCGAACUGCCCUUGUCCUGUAGUGCUUAUGCAUAAUACUGUUAGGUGUCUGGUUUGCGAACGACAACAACAACAACUUUAUUAAAAAGCAAAGAAAUACAUUAAACAUACACACUGCCUGCACUUAGCUAAUUCGCGGCAAGCAGCGUGGGUACUCUUUAAGCUGAGGAUAGAAAACGCUUUCCGUGUUUGCAUACCCUGAUAUAAACACGAGAGGGGUUGGGAGAAUUCGAGACAGUUAUGCAAACCCUCGACUUCGUCUCGGGUUUUCAUAACUGUCGAGAAUUCUCCCAACGCCUCGAGUGUUUAUAUCAGGCUAUGCAAACAAAGGUAAAAAGUUUCCUAUUACUUUUAUAAAAUAAAUUUCCCGAGAAAAGCCGCAAAACUGUUUGUAUGGCACUAAUUAAAAGAGAAAUUCUUACCAGUUGCAAAGUCUUGUCCACCAAGUCUUGCACGCGUAAUCAGUUCUUGUUUUGCAAAAAGAUGCUUUCCAAAAUACGGACUUUUCUCGCUUAAAAUGUCAGCUUAAGCGAAAAAACUUGACACACCUUCUUUGUAACGAUUUUCCAAGUUUCAGCCGACGAAGGAAUAGGUAAAUAAAGUAAACUUGUCGAGUUUUUAACUCGAAACAUUAUCAAAUUCGUGCUUGCGUGAUUAGCGCGCGAAAAGCCAAACAACUUGACGCCACAACCAUGUUUACACCUGUUUACAUACUCUCGUGCAAACACUCCUCUCGGCCAAUCAGAGCGCGCGUACUAUCUUAGUUAUUUUAUAAACAAACUUAAAGACAAUCUACGAGGCAAAUAAGAGAGAUCAACUACAUCAAGGAAAAAGAGGCUAAAACGAACAAUAACAUGAAUGAAUAAAUAUGUAAAUAAGUAGAAAUACACUGGAUUAAGGGCGUGUUUACAUGGAGGUGGGGGACCCCAGUUAGGUGAGGUAACCCGCUUAGGUGGGGUAACCCACCUGUCUAUUUAAUCCCUCAUUUUAAUGUGAUCACGUUUACAUGUUAGGUGGGGUAACCCGCCACAUGUUACCUCACCUAUCUGGGGUCCCCCACCUUCAUGUAAACAGACCCUUAGAUUAUCCUUUUUUAAUGUCAUUAAUAAGGGUGUCUAUAUCAGCAUAACUAUCCUGUCUGUGAAAAGUGGUUCCACUGUAUUUGCUUUGGAAAAGCCAUGUUAGCAUAUUCAUCCUAAGCGUUCGAUCAGAUAGUGAGGGCAGCGCAACAAGAUGUAAAUAGCGGGCUAGAAGAGAUGAAUCUUUACUGAAUGUUUUUUUUUUCUUUUUUCAGGCUGGCUGGAUCGAGAAACAUAUUACUAAAUGACAAUCGAUAUCUGUGGCAAACGGAGGCGCGCACAUUAAUGUCCGAGUUGCCACUUGUUUAACUGAUGACAAUUAUUUAGGCUUCGUUUUAAUUGUAAUGAAUAAUUAUUUCUUUACAGUUACAUGGCAGGUUACUUUAACGUCCCCAUUAACAUUCAAGCUAGUUACUACAUGUCUGCUUUUCUGGAUUGCAAUUUAAAAUACUUAUAGGCAAGGGUGUAAUCAUUUGAGGCUUGUUUGUAGUUAUUUAAAAAAAAGUUUGUUGGUUCGUUAGGAUUUGUGUGGAACUCAAAUAACUCGGCGGUGUCACUAGGAAUACUUUUUGAAAUUUAAGUUAAAUUUAAAGUACAUAGGAGAGAUUCGGUAGUAAGAGUUUUCGAUUUUUUUCUGCAGUGACUUUGUUAUCGCAAUGUGAAUAUCACAGCUUGAAUGCUUUCAAAAGAGCACGACCAAAGUACACAGUUCACCAAUUGCUACUGGUGAAUUUUCCUCUGUCAAUUUUCUGCCACAUGUUUUCAAAAGGGAUUAAGUUACAGUUGAAGAAUUUUAACAUGUUUUUAACAGAACAUGUGCAGUCCUCAUUAUUUCUCUGAACAAUGGCCUCCAAGGCUCGGUGCUAUUUUUCACUUGCUAGAGACUUUUGAAGAAGUCUUGUCUUGUAGAACUAUUACCAUGGUGGCUUACAACUGAGUGUUGGCCAGGAACUGGCUUAACUUUCUACUUUUACAACAUGAUG
This is a messenger RNA of Porites evermanni, 16967 nucleotides long. The record is from the annotation of a GenBank genome assembly. Lineage: Eukaryota; Metazoa; Cnidaria; Anthozoa; Scleractinia; Poritidae.